GAGAUUUCACGUUUAGGCUAUUUUCUGCGAGCGCUGACAGGCGAUUAUCGGUGCUCCAUGUUACCAUAUGAUCAACAGACAUCUAUAAAUAACAGGAGACAAUAUGGAGCAACGGGCAAAUGUUUAACCAGUAGCCAGAUAUUGACACUAAUACGGUGUUAUAGGCUCAUGUCCUAGACGACGAUUUAAUACACGCUUAUUUUAAAGCCUUUGAAUCCAAAAAUAUCGUAUUUCAGCAAUAAGGAAAUCGGGUUCUGGUGAUUUGUAGCACAACAGGUUAUAAAACUUGAAGUGCUUUCAUACAGUGAUUACGGCUAACCUUUAAUUUGGAAUAUUCAACAGUCGUGCCUGGAGUCAAUCAGAUGACGAGAUGUCACCUACGUCAUCACGUUCAAGAAACGUCUGCUUUUAGCGGCCGAAUUCAAAAUUCAUUCAGCCAAUUUUUUUUUUUUUUAAUAGUAAAACGCCGAUUGAAUUUACAGAACGAACGUCCCAGUUUUUCAACAUGGCGAUCAAGAGGAUCCGCUCGGAGUACAUGAAGAAAUUCAAAGACCCCAAAUGGGAAACCUACACGAAGUGUUAUGAGGAGAUGCUGAAGUACAGGCUGACCCGCAGGCUGCUGGAGCAAACACACAACCCCUGGUUCUGGAGUGGCCCCGACAGUGAUUCAGAGUCUGGAGAAAGAAGCCCCCCUCCUCCCAGCAAGAACCAGGUAGGGUCCGAGACCAGCAGAGACAGGAUGGAGCCGGAGCUGGAGGAGUGUGAGGGGGCGAGGGUGGACAGACAGCAGGAGCAGCAGCAGCAGCAGCAGGGCAGAGCCAUGCGGUCGGUACCCAGGCUUCCCCUCCAAGAAGAGGAUGUGUCUGCUCGACAGUCUGCAGUCCAUGGCGCACAGGUUGAAGGUGCCAAAGAGACAGGAGUACUAGAGGAGGAGAGAGAAGAGCAGACUCACAGGGAACAAGACAGAGCGAGAGACACUGGAGGAUCCCGACUACAGCAAAGUAAACCCUCCAAAUCCUCAAAGCAAACAUGGCGCUCCCAGCGGGUCAGACCUGCACCCGCACGGCAGCCCGGGGACGACGGUAAGCAGAGCAGACAUCCGUUCGCUCUGUACGCUUCAGGAGAGAAGAAUUCAAACAUGGCAAGCAAGAAGACACACAAUGUUGGCCCUGCAGCUUCGACUACUCAGAUCCAUGAGUCGGCUCUUCGUGCAAAGACCAGGCGGGAGGUGGAGCACCAGAUCCAGACCCAGAAGACCGAGCGCCGGAGAGCCAAGUCUGCCGAUCUGGACAAGGCCAGAAAGUUGGUCCAACCAGAAUUCAACCCCUGGCUCACUGAGUACAUGCGCUCCUUCUCAGCUCGCUCCCGAUAGGACACACACACACACACACACACACACACACACACACACACACACACACACACACACACACACACACACACUCACUCACACUCAGCAGAAAUACUUACAUCAGGUGUGAUUCCGGACAAAACAUAAGGCCAUUAUUGCCUUCCACCCCUGAAGUUUAAAUACCCAUAGAUGUAAAAUAGAGCACGGGGUGGAUUGAUUUAUACAAACGCUCCAAAAUUUGUCACUAUCACAUUCAGGGUGUAAACUGAUACAACUUUGAAAUACACUGUGUGGCUUAUUCCCCCAGAUGUGUACUGUCAUGUUUUUAAUACAUACAAUAAGAAUCAUUUUACAGGGUAUAAGAUACUCUUGAAAGUAAAUGUAGAAUAAAUAGAUUCAUCUACCACAUACAGAUAUUUAGACUAGAAUGAAGAAGCAUUUUACAGCCAUACUUUGAUGCAGUCCCUUUAAACAUACAGCUAUGUAAAAUGUGUCCAUGUUUUUUUAUACAGGGAUAUCAAACCACAGUGGACUCACACAGGAGUUAUGAAAACACAUGGCAGCAUGUCUGAUUCGACCCACCCACAUUUCUCAAAACACAUGAAAUGUGAGACCACAAACAUAAAGAAUACACUUAUUGUAUUCACAUAUUAACAAAACCAAACAGUCAAAAUGUUUGUAUUCCACAAAGGUCUGCUAAGCACAGCAAGAUGGCUCAACCAACUGAAAGUUUUUUUUAAAUGUAUGCAGCUUUACAGUACAAAGUAUUGAUUGUCUUACAGAAAUAUCUCUGUCUGUUUAUUUAAGAUUUUUACAGCUUUUUGAUUUUCAGAUCACUUAGCGCUCUGAACUGGUUCUUGUAGAUUGAAUGGUUUGUUGAACGGUUAAUGGAUUGAGCCUCACUGACUUGGUUUAGAUGAAGAGGGACUCACACUCUGUACACACAGUCAAACUUAACACAUCUCUGUCUAAAAUCACAGUUGUGUGAUGUGGCACAUUUUCCGCAACGAGGGCUCAGAUGAACAGCCAGACACCGACUGGCAAGUGAACAGACGUUUAUUUCACCCCAAAGUACUUCUCAAAAAAAUGUUUGUGUUAAUGUGCGUAUACAGUAAUCAAUUGACCUGCUGACAUUGCAGUGUGAAAAUAGAUGUGUGUGUGUGUGUGUGUGUGUGUGUGUGUGUGUGUGUGUG
Perca flavescens (yellow perch) is the source of this 2544-nucleotide messenger RNA. It is a transcript of the gene ccsapb, whose product is annotated as centriole, cilia and spindle-associated protein b. The coding region runs from base 506 to 1372 and encodes 288 amino acids. Gene Ontology annotation, cellular component: centriole; cytoskeleton; ciliary basal body. Gene Ontology annotation, molecular function: microtubule binding. Gene Ontology annotation, biological process: regulation of mitotic spindle assembly. The transcript has 5 exons. The record is from RefSeq and is a predicted model, not a curated record. NCBI's taxonomy places the organism in Eukaryota, Metazoa, Chordata, Actinopteri, Perciformes, Percidae.